UGCCGCGGUUCCGACAAGAGGACCGGAUGUUUCGGAUAAAAGCGCUCGGGGAGAAUCGUACUGCAUCGUCGGACUCGGAACCGAGACCCACUUCCAACAGGCUCGCUCGUCUGCUGUGUGGACCUGAGGGAUUCGGCGGAACCGUCCGAGCCCUCCGCGAGGAGGAGCAGAUGAGAGCCUGACCUGCAGGAGGAAAUCAUCCACAUCGCUGCCAGUGGAGGCCCAGUGCAUCAUGGGACCUGCAGUCCUCCUCACGCUGCUACUCUCCCAGAUGGUGUCAGCAGUGAGUGUAGAUGUGGGCGGGGCCAGUCAAGGAGGCGCUGCGCAGUGUCCCCUCCAGUGUGUGUGUGAGACCAGACCCUGGUACACCCCACAGUCCAUCUACCACCAGGCCCGGACAGUGGACUGCAACGAGCUUCACCUGCAGAGGGUCCCAGCCAACUUGUCCGACGACACCCAGGUGCUCUUGCUCCAGAGCAACAACAUCUCAUCGAUCACCACAGAGCUUCAGAGUCUCGUCAACCUGACUGAGCUGGACCUAUCCCAGAACCACCUGAAGCGGGUUGGCUCCAUGGGCCUGCAGUCUCUGGGCCGCCUGGUCACCCUGUACCUGGAGGAGAACCUGAUCCAGGAGCUGGAGGACUUCAGUCUGAGGAAUUUGUCCAGCCUGGAGGAGCUCUACGUCAACCACAACCAGAUCUCCUCCAUUGGUGCCGAGGCCUUCUCAGGCCUGAGCAGCCUGCUGAGACUGCACCUGAACGCCAACAGGCUGGUGGCCAUAGACAGCCGCUGGUUCGAGUCCCUGCCAUCUCUGGAGAUCCUGAUGAUCGGUGAAAACCCAAUCCUGGGGCUGGAGGAGAAGAACUUCCUGCCUCUGUCCCGCCUCCACAGCCUGGUUCUGGCUGGGAUGGGUCUGGCCUCGGUCCCGGGUGCUGCCUUCCAGGGUCUGGACUACCUGGAGAGCCUGUCGUUCUUCGAUAACCACCUCAGGUCGGUCCCCCGCGACGCUCUGAGUGUUCUUCCCAACCUCAAGUUCUUGGACCUGAACAAGAACCCCAUCAGCAAAAUCCAGAAGGGGGACUUCCAGAACCUCCAGCACCUGGAGGAGCUCAGUCUGAAUAACAUGGAGCAGCUGCUGAUGGUGGAACCAGCCUCUUUCCAGAACCUUCCUGAACUGGUCAAGCUUGAACUCUGCAACAACCCUGAACUGUCGUACAUGGACCCGCAGGCCUUCAGCAACGUCCCCUCCCUGCGGACCCUCCUCCUCCACAACAACCAGCUUGCUCUGGUCUCGGGCAGCCUGCUGUCCACGCUCUCCGCCCUGGAGGAGAUCUCUCUGCACUCAAACCCUCUACGCUGCGACUGUCUCUCAUCGUGGGCGCCGCACUUUGGGAACAGGUCCCACGUGAAGCUGCUGGAACCGUCUGUCACCCUCUGCUCCUCCCCCCCUCACCUGAUUGGUCAGGAGCUUCAGCAGGUGGCGUCUGGUGGGGGUUGGAGCGACGGCAGAAGUGGAGACAGCUGUUUGCCGCACAUCAGCACCAACAUUCUUCCACCUGUGGUCAAUGUUAGCGCUGGACAGCCCGUCACGCUGGAGUGCUGGGCAGACGCUGAGCCCGCGCCACAGUUCUACUGGGUCACACCGACGGGGCAGAAGGUAAGCGCAGAACCUCAGGCUGCUGCCAUCAUCACAGAGGAGGGGCGUGGGCUCAGCAGGAAGAGGAAGAAACCUCGCUUGUCCGAGUCGGGAGCGCUUGUCAUCGAGCACACGGACAAGUCGGACACAGGUGUGUACACCUGCGUGGCCUGGACUGUGGAGGGCGCCGACACCAAGAGGGUCUCUGUGUUCGUGGACUCCGCCGGGGUGGGUUGGUCUGGCCCAGGGGAGUCCUGGUGGGCUGACUCAUCCAGCAGUGACGACUCCCUGGUGGUCCAAGCAAAGGUGGUCCACUCUCAGUCUGUGGUGCUGGAGUGGAACUGGUCUGCUGGCUCAGGACCUCAGCACCUGCAGGAGGCAGUCGCAGCUUCCAGCCAGUGGACCAGUGCAGUGAUGCACAUAGACAACACGCACAUCAGCUACACCACACAGGUUCCAGUUGACGUGCAGGAGUACAACCUGACUCACCUCCUCCCUGCGACCGAGUACCACGUUUGUCUCACCGUCACCUCCUCCCCCGUCUCACCCGCCUUCCCCCUCACUGCCUCUCCUCCCCCUGCUGGCGCUGUCCACACCUCCUGCCUCAACGUCACCACCAAGGAGGCGGGCUUUUCGGUGGAGCUGGUGGCAUCGCGGCGCAGCAGUGUGGCGCUGGCUGCCGUCAUGGGCUCCAUGUUCGCACUGUCCAUCAUGGCUCUGCUGGUGGUUUACAUGGGACGCCGCGUCAAACAGCACAAGACGUGCGGCCACUCGCUGAAGAAAUACAUGCAGCACGCCACGUCCAUUCCACUCAACGAGCUGUACCCGCCGCUCAUCACGCUGUGGGAGAGCGAGGCGGAGAAGGACAAGGAUGACAAGGAGGAGGAGCAGGAGGCAGGGGCUCAGGAGGAGGCAGCUGAAGGAGGUCACAUUGACACGUCCAAGACCUACAUGUGGUGACUGGUCCUGUGAAUGUUGGGAGGAGGGUCAAGACUGUCUGCUGCCAGUCAUCCCCAUCUCUCCACCAAGGCAGGAGAGCAGAGGAGCGGCGUGAGACGACAGACCGUCGCAGGCGACACCUGCAGAUCCCUCACUUCUGGACGAUGCUCUGCUUCUCACCAAACAAUUUGUACCUUCAGAGUUUUUAACUGAACUAUUAUAUAUGGAAAAGAAUCGUGUUCCACUUGAGCUGAGUACUGAACACAUGAAGAUUUGAACUCACAGCACGACUGUCAUGAGAUGGCGCUCCCGUCAUCUCUCCAACAAGCUGGCCACCACUGCUCCGUCUUGUCUGGGCCGUGCACCUUCACUCAGUCUUCACCGCCAGCCUGCGCUGUCAACGCUCCAUCCCCACUUGGCUGUUCAGAAUGUGGAAACGCAACGUGAAUUCCAGAACCAAAAACUAAAAGCGAAACCCUCCUUCAGUUCAAUUGCCAUCACGCGAUGAUGUCACAGCUCUGACUGUUAAUGAAACUCCAGGGGGCGCUCCGACCCACCAGAGGACACUCGCCAAAGAAACCAGUCACAGGACCUCACUGUUCUCUCUUACCUCACCCUGAUUCCAUAUCAACAUGGUGAAUGCAUCACUUCCUGUCACCUGAUCACUGCCUGUGUCACGCAUCGGGAAUGUGUGUGUUCAGCUGUGUGUGCGGAUGAAUGAGACAAAUCCAUCAUCAACACACAACAAACACUCAAACCUCUGAUUCUUCAACUAUCUGCCUCAAACGCUUCAAAUCAUCAUCUGAAAAUGACCUCUGACCUGACCACCUGUGGAACACCCUAAUGUUCGUCUCUCUUGAAAAACCUGUAGCGCCGCCUGUGGCUGACAGCUGAACAACCAUAAGAUUAGAACUCACUUCUCUCUAUGCAGGGUAUUUUUGUAUAAAGUGUAACUAUUACUACUCUUGUUAUUAUUCAACACCAAGCACCUAAUGUAACUGUGUGAGUGUGUGUGUGCGAGAGAGAGAGAGAGAGACAGCUUGAAUGUGUGACUGAAAUAAACACAA
Messenger RNA from Synchiropus splendidus (mandarinfish), 3642 nucleotides. RefSeq lists its product as uncharacterized. The transcript has 12 exons. Gene Ontology annotation, molecular function: protein binding. NCBI's taxonomy places the organism in Eukaryota, Metazoa, Chordata, Actinopteri, Syngnathiformes, Callionymidae. The record is from RefSeq and is a predicted model, not a curated record. The coding region runs from base 233 to 2596 and encodes 787 amino acids.